UUCGUGGCUCAGCUUUUGGGCUUCCUGAUCAGCGUGGUGAGCUCCAUCUUCUGCGGCCACCUGGGAAAAGCCGAAUUGGACUCCGUGACCCUCGCUGUCUCCGUCAUUAAUGUGAUUGGGAUCUCGAUUGGCACCGGGCUGGCAUCGGUGUGCGACACCCUCAUGUCCCAGACCUACGGGAGCCGGAACGUCAAGCGGGUGGGGACCAUCCUCCAGCGGGGCAUCCUCAUCCUGCUCCUCUUCUGCUUCCCUUGCUGGGCUGUCUUCAUCAACACCGAGCGGAUCCUGCUGCUCUUCGGGCAAGACCCCGAAGUCUCCAGGCUAACUCAGGUUUACGUCAUGGUAUUUAUCCCUGCUCUUCCGGCAGCAUUCAUCUACCAGUUGCAGACUAGAUAUUUGCAAAGCCAGGCGAUCCUCCUGCCCCAGGUGGUGACGGGAGUGGCAGCCAACGUCUUGAACGUGAUCAUGAACGUGAUCUUCCUUUACACCUUCAAGCUGGGCGUACUCGGGUCAGCUUGGGCCAACACGCUUUCCCAGAACACCCAAGCGCUGCUCCUCUUCUUCUACGUGUGGUGGAAAAAGAUCCACAAGGAGACCUGGGGAGGCUGGACGCUGGACUGCUUGCAGGAAUGGGGCGCCUUCAUGCGUUUGGCCAUCCCCAGCAUGCUGAUGAUGUGCAUCGAGUGGUGGACCUUUGAAAUCGGGAGCUUCCUGUCAGGAAUGAUUAGCGUGGUGGAAUUGGGAGCCCAGUCAAUCAUCUACGAGCUGGCCACCGUCGCCUACCUGCUGCCUCAAGGCAUGAGCGUGGCGGCCAGUGUCCGAGUUGGCAACGCUUUGGGAGCUGGAGAUGUAGAGCAAGCCAAAAGAUCAUGUAUCACAGUAUUACUUUGUGCAGGGGUCUUUGCUGUUGUGUUUGCUGCCCUUUUAGCCAGCUUGAAGGAUAUUGUUGCUUACAUCUUUACCGAUGAUGAAGACAUCGUGGCCUUGGUCUCCAAAGUGAUGAUAAUCUUCUCUCCUUUCCACCUCUUGGAUGCCAUGGCAGCAACGUGUGGUGGGGUGCUAAGAGGAGCAGGGAAGCAGAAGAUCGGUGCCAUUGCAAAUGCUGUUGGCUACUAUGCCAUCGGCUUGCCCAUUGGGAUCGCGCUCAUGUUUGGGUACAAGCUCGGUGUGAUGGGCCUGUGGUUCGGCUUGAUCGUGUGCAUCUCUUUGCAAGCGGCCUCUUUCUUGAUCUUCGUCCUGCGCAUGGACUGGAAGAAAGCUGCUGAAGAGGCUCAGGUCCGAGCUGGGCUGGUAGCCCGGUUACAGACUGGCCGUGACGACGACGAUGCAGCUAACAAGACAGUGUCCUUAGUGUACCUCACAAUGGAAGCGGAGGUUCCCAACGGCGAAGCGGUGAGCGAGGUGGCUCAUGGGAGCACGAACCAGCCACAGCAGCAGCUCAUUGAGGCCGAGGAGCCCCCACCGUGCGACGUUUCCCCGUCCAGGGACAUCCUUUCUGCGAAAGAGCUCUUCUUCCGACGGGGGCAGGCUCUGGCAGUAGCCGUGGUGAUCCUGGUAGUGGGUGUUCUGAUCCGACUAGCUGAAAAAUGGGUAGCUGCGCGGACAACUGGAAGUAGGGAAUCCUUAAACCAAAAAAGGAGGGGAUGACAGAGACGUCCGGAGCGUAAUUGGGGAGGUGUGUGAAGAGCCACGUUUUCCUUUGGAGGCGAGUGGCAGCAGCUCACGUGGUCCAAAGAGCUGUCCCUCGCCGGACUGGAUCACCACAGAAGGUUUCUUUGGCUAGAGGUGGAGAUGGGACAAUGCGUCUCGAAACGCACUUCGUCAAAAGAGUCACCAACUUUAGAAACGGUGACGCAGCGGGCCUGGAGGCAACUCGGACGUCUGCAGCUCAGGGGUGCGAGGACUUUCGCCCCUCUGGUUUCCUGGAAAUGCUUGGGCAGUUGAAAGCCCAUUGGCGGUUUCCAUUUAAAAAAAGACUUACCUUCUUCCUCAUAGCACAAAAUGCCUUUUAUUAUGUUCCCCUCUUCGGUUCCUUUUAUAUUUCAAGAUGGGGGCCUCGUUGCGUUUUUAAAACGCCAAACUUGUUUUUACCGAUUUUUGUGCCUACCGUUCAGUUUCCCUCGGCAACUUCCAAGUGGCAACUGGAAUCCUAUGUUUUGUGGGCUUGUUUAAAAAAAAAAAGAAAGAAAUCCCAUGUUUUGGUAUGAUUCGGGGGUUUUACAAAUAAAAUUGUU
Gekko japonicus is the source of this 2234-nucleotide messenger RNA. RefSeq names its product multidrug and toxin extrusion protein 2-like. Gene Ontology annotation, molecular function: antiporter activity; xenobiotic transmembrane transporter activity. NCBI's taxonomy places the organism in Eukaryota, Metazoa, Chordata, Lepidosauria, Squamata, Gekkonidae. The record is from RefSeq and is a predicted model, not a curated record. The transcript is spliced from 16 exons. The annotation marks the transcript as partial. Gene Ontology annotation, biological process: xenobiotic detoxification by transmembrane export across the plasma membrane. Gene Ontology annotation, cellular component: membrane.